Amaranthus tricolor (Joseph's coat) is the source of this 1612-nucleotide messenger RNA. RefSeq names its product probable inactive poly [ADP-ribose] polymerase SRO5. The coding region runs from base 341 to 1381 and encodes 346 amino acids. The transcript is spliced from 5 exons. Gene Ontology annotation, molecular function: NAD+ poly-ADP-ribosyltransferase activity. Lineage: Eukaryota; Viridiplantae; Streptophyta; Magnoliopsida; Caryophyllales; Amaranthaceae. The record is from RefSeq and is a predicted model, not a curated record.
GAUUUUUUUAGAAAAACUGUUUGCGUUAUGAACCGCCAACUUUAAAUGUAUUCUUAAAUAUAUGUUUUCUAUUAAAUCAGAAACCGGAUUUAAAGUCGGUUAGACUUGCCCAUUCUGUUACGUAUUUUUUCUAUCUACAACCUUUAUAUAUAAAUCUAAACUUAUCGAUCUUUUACAAUCCAAUUUAAAUGAAAGUUUUGAAAAAUACCCGUUAAUUCUUCCUUUAUCAUAAAGAAAACCCAUAUUCAGAUAUUCUGAAAUGAACUCUUUUUGAUUUGUUUUCUUCUUCACCAAGAUAAAUUUCCCCAAUUUCGCCCUUUUUUCUUCCUGAUCUUCAUCCAUGGAAACAAUUCAGUUCUUUACCGGAGAUUCCUUUUCCCCAGCUAAAUACGAUGAAUCUUACGCUUCAGAUUGCGAAAGCAGCGUUACAGGAUCAACACCUUCUUCUACAUCUCCCUACAGAAGGCGGCGUGGAAUGUUGGAUGAAUCUAUUGCUGUUGAAUUAAGUAAUGAGGACAGAGGAUAUGAGAUUAUUCAUCAAAGAUUCAGUUCUGCAAUGGGAAAUAAUACGAAAGUUGUUUCGAUUCAUAAGAGAAAUUGGUCGUCAGAUUUUGUAGCUCAAGCUAGAGCUCAUUCGUUUCAACUUCAUGCUAAAGCAUUAAGUUCUAAGAAUCAUAACAAUGGCGGUAAUUCUAAUUUUAAGUAUGCUUGGUAUGGUAGUUCAUUUGAGAGAAUACAACAGAUUUUAUCUCGUGGUUUUAGUUUUCAUGAUCUUCAAGAUAAUCCUAAUAGUGCCGCCAUUUGUCUGUCCCCCGAUCAUUUCCCUGCUUUAAGUUUGGAGAAAUGUAUUCCAGAUGAAGAUGGAGUAAAACAUUUGUUGCUAUGCCGAGUUUUACUAGGAAAGUCAGAGUUGAUUCAUCCUGACUCGACUCAAAAUGAACCGAGUUGUGACGAGUUUGAUUCAGGGGUGGAUGAUUUCCAAAAUCCAAAGAAAUAUAUAUUCUGGAGUCACAAUAUGAAUUCUCUCAUUCUCCCAGAAUAUGUUCUUAGCUUCACUACUCUGCCUCCUAGUCCUCAUCCAAUUGAAGGAUUUUCAAAGAUGAAUGGGAUGAAAAUGCCAGCUUCUCCAUGGAUUUCAUUUCCUGCACUGAUUUCAGUUUUGGGAAGAUUCUUGCCAUCUGAUGCAAUUACUUUGAUCAGCAAGUAUCAUCAAGAAUAUAAAGAAAGGAAAAUAUCAAGAGCAGAGCUAAUAAAAAUAGUGAGACAAAUAGCAGGGGAUAGACUAUUAGUUGCUGUUAUCAAAUCAUGUAAAGGCGCUAAGGGAUUAAAGAUGCCAUUUGGUAUGUUAAUGUUAUGUAAUAGGAACACCAACAAAAAGUAGGAAGAGUAGAAGUUUUCGGAGAAGUGUUUAAACAUAAAGAGUGUGAAAGGUUCGUUUUCAUUGGAAUUUGUAAAUCUGUUUUGGAAAGGGCCAAAAGGGGAUAAUGGUAGGACAAUUAGCAUUUAGGUUUUGUACUUGAUCAUAAAAGCUCAAAGGGCAGAUUGAAUGAUCCAUCGAUUCUAAUUACUUGUAUCCUUCUUCAAAGAUCUUACAAUACAUGUUUUGAAAUCU